UCGCUUCUUCUCAACAUGUCCGCCUCAAGACUAUUCAGACCUGCCUCCAGGCUAUUGUCAUCGCGGUCCGCCAUUCCUUCGAUCAUUCGUCCAUCAGUCCGACAGGCCGCACCUCUUUCCCUCCCGACGAUACGCGGAUAUGCCUCGGAGUCGAACCAGACGUUUACUGUUCGAGAUGCAUUGAACGAAGCACUGGCCGAAGAACUCGAGCAGGAUGAGAAGGUCUUUAUCAUGGGUGAAGAGGUUGCCCAGUAUAACGGUGCUUACAAAGUGACGAAAGGCCUUCUUGAUCGUUUUGGACCCAAGAGAGUGAUCGACACACCCAUCACGGAGUCUGGCUUCUGUGGCCUGGCUGUCGGUGCAGCUCUGGCUGGCUUACAUCCUGUUUGCGAAUUUAUGACCUUCAACUUCGCCAUGCAGGCCAUUGACCAGAUCAUCAACUCCGCAGCCAAGACACAUUAUAUGUCUGGCGGUAUCCAGCCCUGUCCCAUUGUCUUCCGAGGCCCGAACGGAUUCGCCUCUGGUGUCGCCGCACAGCACUCACAGGAUUACAGCGCCUGGUAUGGAAGCAUUCCGGGCUUGAAAGUGGUUGCACCUUGGUCGGCGGAGGAUGCCAAAGGUCUUCUGAAAGCUGCCAUCCGAGACCCUAACCCUGUGGUUGUCCUAGAGAACGAGCUGCUUUACGGUCAGGCUUUCCCAAUGAGCGCAGAAGCACAAAAGAGCGAUUUUGUCAUUCCUUUCGGCAAAGCGAAGAUUGAGCGACCGGGCAAGGACUUGACAAUCGUGACGCUCUCACGCUGUGUUGGCCAAGCUCUGGACGCAGCCGAGCAACUGAAGAAGAACUACGGUGUUGAGGCUGAGGUCAUCAACCUGCGCUCAGUCAAACCGAUGGAUGUGGAGGCCAUCAUUAAGUCGGUCAAGAAGACCGGUGCCCUGAUGGCAUUGGAGUCAGGCUUCCCUGCUUUCGGAGUAGGUGCUGAAAUCCUGGCAUUGGCUGUGGAGUACGGUUUCGACUACCUUCAGGCACCUCCUGUCCGUGUGACAGGUGCAGAGGUGCCCACACCGUACGCACAGAAAUUGGAGGAGAUGAGUUUCCCUCAAGUCGAUACCAUCACCAAAUACGCUGCGAAGCUCUUGAGAGUAUAAUUGGACUCGAAUGUCUCGGCUCGAUAUCAGUCAGCACGUGUAUAUUAGCGAAGCGUUGAUCAAAAUUCGGGAGCUGGAUCUGGUCGCUUUGGUGUUGUUUUGGUGGCUGCGUGGAGGCCAUGCAGGCUGCAUCUUAUUCUCAGCUUCGGAUAAUGCAUGUAUUGCAUGACACAGAAGUGGUGUGACCUGAAGAGGAGAAAUAAUGGCCAUGUCCUCAAUUGGCUUCACGUCCGAGUGAACGUAACCUCGCCCAUGACAUGGUUGAGGCCACUCCGUAUGACGGCACUGAAGAGGCCACCCGGAUCAUCUUGCAAAUCUCUCAUCUCGGUGGACUUAUGAGACAGAGGAGAUCGUUGGAGGCCACAAUACAACGGUGAUGAGGGUAUCAAUGGGCAAUGUUUAGCACUAUUUGGUACAUAUGUUCGUUCACCACUCCCAAUAUAGAAGUAAAGGUGAUACAGUACCUCGUGUCCAGACUCGGCCGGGAAGCUGAA
Exophiala viscosa is the source of this 1640-nucleotide messenger RNA. Its product is annotated as pyruvate dehydrogenase E1 component subunit beta. The coding region runs from base 16 to 1146 and encodes 376 amino acids. NCBI's taxonomy places the organism in Eukaryota, Fungi, Ascomycota, Eurotiomycetes, Chaetothyriales, Herpotrichiellaceae. The record is from RefSeq and is a predicted model, not a curated record. Gene Ontology annotation, biological process: pyruvate decarboxylation to acetyl-CoA. Gene Ontology annotation, molecular function: pyruvate dehydrogenase (acetyl-transferring) activity. The transcript is spliced from 4 exons.